AUGUCAACGGAAACAUUCUCAUCCUCAUCAUCAAUCUCAUCACCAUCCACUUCUGAUCCUCCAUCACCUCCUUUAAUCGCAAAAUGUCUUAUUUGUGGAAUGCCAUCCCGAGGCAAUCAUUUCGGUGUUCUUUCAUGUAGAGCUUGUGCCGCUUUUUUCAGAAGUUUCCAGAACACAAUGUUUCCAGACGAUCGUUUGUUCAGAAAAAGGAGUAUAAGUGUCGACAGAGAAAUGUUGGGAAGUGUGAUGUCAGUGGGAAUGAUCGACGUCCAAAUGGAUCGAAAUUCUGAAUCCUUUGACGAAUCCAUCGCAUCUGAUGGUUCCUUCAGCUUGGCACUAGAACCAGUACAACAUUCCACACUGUAUCAGAGUCUCAAAAAUCCCAAAAUUUUGAUAGAUGUGACGCCGACGAUAAACAAGUUGAAAACAGUUUUGGCCAGUUCCAUGCCACCCCUGAUCAACAGUGAGUACUUCAAAAUGAACACACUGGAACGAAUGAAGUUCGCUCUAUGGAACUAUCGAUCGGAGAGGAAUUUUGGAGAUUUGAAGUUUGAAAAACAAAUUGUUGUGGAGAUUCCGAACAAAAAAUGGGAGUGUGACUUGAUACGAAUCGCGAAUUGGUUAUUACACUCUGAGCACUUUCGAAUGUUGCCCCUGGAAGAGAAAAUGGCGAUUUUCAAAAAAAUUUGGAUGCGAUGGAGGAAGUUUGAGAAAUGGCUCAUUUCGGUGGACACAUUUGGACACAAAGUGUAUAAGGAGAAUGUGAUAGUGUGCUCGAAUUAUAAUGCGGCCAAUUUGAAUAAGAUUCAAAUUGAUUAUUCAAAUAUUACUGAUAGAUCGAAUGAUGAAAUGAAUCAGCUAUUCGGAAAGCAACUAUGGCGAAUGCAAAGGGAAGUUGCAAAACCUCUGGCUGAAAUAGCACCAUCCACAAUCGAAAUGACCUAUAUGUUGUGCCAACUGGUUUGGAAUAGUUUAGACGUCGAACUUGACAACUACUCCGUCGACGUUGGCGAGAAGUUUCUCAACGAGAUCUCAGAAAACCUCCACGAAUAUUACGCGGAGCAGAACGUUCAAAACUACGCGUGGCGUCUUCAAAAGCUCAUGAAAAUUGUGAAUAAUGUGAAAGAAAUCGAGCGGGAACGCGAGGAAAUGAUGAAGUUGGCCGAACUGUUCGACGUCUUCAAAAUCAAACUCUCCGAUAAGGAUCUCUUUAUUUGCUAG
This is a messenger RNA of Caenorhabditis briggsae, 1221 nucleotides long. RefSeq names its product Protein CBR-NHR-84 (gene Cbr-nhr-84). Lineage: Eukaryota; Metazoa; Nematoda; Chromadorea; Rhabditida; Rhabditidae. The transcript has 6 exons. The coding region runs from base 1 to 1221 and encodes 406 amino acids. The record is from RefSeq and is a predicted model, not a curated record. Gene Ontology annotation, molecular function: DNA-binding transcription factor activity; zinc ion binding; sequence-specific DNA binding. Gene Ontology annotation, biological process: regulation of DNA-templated transcription.